AAGUUCCGUUUUUCUUGGUAUAUCAUAUGGAGACGAAACCACAUUCGUCUUUGUAAAUCGCUGAUGUGGGACUGUCCCACAUGCACAAACCAUGCUGAAGUAUUAGUCAUUAUGACCUUCGAACUGGCCUAAGAUCAUCCCUAAUUAUAUGUGCAAAUGUGCGCAAGAUGUUUACUAAAUGACUCUUGUUUCAACUACACUAUUUAGUAUCUACUUUUUGAUUUUAAUUUUUUAGUUACUAGUAAAUAAUCCAAUGGUGACUAGUAUGUUUUUCAUUUACACUACUAGAAAAGCAGCAUAUUUUGCCAUAUAAUUCUAUAUGACGAUAUGAGGUUUAGAUUCACUUCCAAAUUAAAUGCAUUUUAAUUGCACCUGGUACUACUUCCAGUUUUUCUAGUUUUAGUUUUUUUUAUUAUUAUUAUUAUUCUUUCUCUAGUCUAUUCGUUUAGUAGUAGUAGUAAAAUGUUUUAACUGCUAGUAUCUAUUUCAGUUUUAUUUGCACUUAAUUAUGAGACGCUAGUAUCUGUUUCAAUUGUAACUAGUGGCAUUUAUCUCUGAGAACUGCUUUUUAAAUUCUAUACCUUCAGACUAUUCAGAAUAGUUAUUAUUUGAUGCUUUUCAGUAAAAUGCUAUUAGAAACAGUGGAUAUCUUCUAUUAGUGCAUGGGUGAAUUCAAAAUGUACACGUUAAAAAAAAAAAAAACCAAGUCUAAGGUAUUCCUGUCAUCGCGCGCGCGCGCUCUUUUUGUGGUACGUUGAGUGUAAGCGCUGGAGAGAUUCUUAGAACUUUAACCACCACUCAUUAAUAUUCAUUUGUUUCAAUUUUUCAGCGAUGUGAUUGGCUGUCAGUUCAAAACACUCCAAGCGUGUUGGGCGGGUUCAUUAGAGUGGGCGUGUUUACGCAUGUGAACUUAAAACUUCAACAAACUGCGAGAGGACUCAGAAGUGUGUGUGUGAUUGAAGGAGACGCUCACUGCAAAACGCGGAAUUUAAAUUGAAAACACAGUGACGAACCAUAAGAGAUUACCAUGGAUAUGUCCUGCUGAGGCGGUUUACAAUACUAGCUAAAGAUAUCACUUCUUUAUUUUUUUUUUAGAGUUUUUUCUUUCCGUAUAAAAACUGAAAAUGUUGGAUAAUCGCACUGUUGACCUGCGUUUUGAUCAGCUGGAAGACGUGAGAGCGAAAAAUGCUAAAGAACACUUUGAGAAGCAAUAUAAGAUGGGAGCACUUCUGGGAAGCGGCGGGUUCGGCUCUGUGUUCUCCGGACAGCGCAUUUCAGACGGACAACAGGUCGCUAUUAAACAAAUAUCCCGUGAUAGAAUUCAGCAGUGGGCCAAACUGCCUGGUUCAGCAAACGCAGUCCCCAUGGAGAUCGCUCUCCUGCUGUGUCUGGAUGGAGGGUCAGGGUCGGGUCACCGCAGCAUCAUCCGGAUGCUCGACUGGUUUGAGAUGCCAGGUCAAGAAUACCUCAUUGUGUUUGAGAAACCCCAACAGUGCCAGGACCUGUUUGACUUCAUCACUGAACGUGGGGCCCUGGAGGAACCCAUUGCACAGAGGUUCCUCAAACAGGUCAUUGAAGCCCUGCAGUUCUGCCACUCGGAGGGAAUUGUGCACCGGGACAUCAAAGAUGAGAACAUCCUCGUUGACACCCGCACCGGAGACAUCAAAAUCAUUGACUUUGGAUCUGGCGCUGUACUGAAAGACUCCAUUUACACUGACUUUGAAGGAACACGAGUCUACAGCCCUCCAGAGUGGAUCCUCCACCAGCGUUACAGCGCUCGUCCGCUCACCGUGUGGUCACUGGGCGUACUUCUGUUUGACAUGGUGUGUGGAGACAUUCCCUUCGAGCGGGACGCUGACAUUGUACAAGCCACUCCAAGUUUCACGAAACGCAUCUCCAAAGAAUGCCAGUCUCUGAUUCGCUGGUGCCUUUCAUACAGGCCGGAGGAUCGGCCUAGUUUGGAGCAGAUUUUGCAGCAUCCUUGGAUGAAGGAGAGCUCUGAGGACAUUAGAUAUUUGCAAGCGGAAAGCAAUAUUAAGCCAAGCCUUUAAAUCCUGAAGGACUUUGGACUCGAUUCAGAACUUUCAAACACACUGUUUUGCUUUUACACUGGACUUCCUGAACUCUAGUUGCUGGCUUCUGGAUUCUUCCUUAUUUAUAUUUUUGUGUGGCUGCCUUCAGUGUUCAUGUUGUUUCAUAUGGACUUGGGAUCUAUACUUCUAGAAGCCCAGAAUAGCCCUGGAUUGCUGCAGGUUUACUUUAUGAAUGAAUAUUUCCCACAACUACAACCAUCACAUCUCAAUGCAACUUUUUUUAUUUAUUGGUCAUUAUUUAUUUUCUCUCAGCCACAUACUAAUUUAUUUCUGCAAGAAGUUUCAGAAGCAGUAACCUGUGUUCGUCUUGUUUGUUGGUUGUUUUGAAGUUCUAACUGACUUAAAUGACAACUUGCAGUUAUUUACCAGACUGCCAUGAAACCUGGUUUUACAGGUUUCUGUUGUACAGUGAUAUUCUCUCCCUGUUCUAAGGGGUUUCAAAAAGACUUUGGAUCUGCUUUCCAGUCUUUUGACGGGAGGCCUGGCGGGACAAUAAUUCAGGCUCAUGUGGAUCUGUUCCCAUUUAUCAACACACACUCUCAAAGAAGGUGCGACAGGAGAGAAGAGGAACAUUCCUGUGGAUCCUGUUUACUCUAAAUGAAUCAAUUCCCUAGAUGGAUUCCUCAGAGCCAUUACUAAGCCGGCUUUUGUUUUAUGUCUGUAUUGUUUGAGAAAUGCCUGUGCUGUAACUUAAAGAUUGGUGUCAGGACACUUUGUAUUGAACUAACUCAGAUGUGGCAUUUUGUUGGAAGUUCCCAAAUGUCAGCUUGUAAAGUAAUGUCAUGAGGGUUUCAACCACUAACCCACUGUUGAUGUUUACUAGAAGGGCCUAUGGGCUUUUCCUAAAUGUCUGAUUUCAUUAUAACACACCAAAGAGGUCUGCCUUACUGUCUUAUGUGAUAUAAACAUACAUGAUGGCAAAUUUAUUUGAUUUUGAUUUGAAAUCUGGAAUUUGAAAUGUGUGUUUGGAUCCAAAACAGCAUUGAUAUGUUCGAAUUGUUUGAUUUGAGAUUUUAAAAUUUAAUGUAUGCAAAUUGGACCUUUCCCAACAUAACAUGUAACAGUCAGUUUUUUUCUUUCAUUUUAUGUUACGAAAAAUAAUCCUUGCGGUUUUCGCUUGGGUUGGCACAACAAUUUAGCUGUAAAUACUUGUGUAUUCAACAAUGUGCUGUGGCUGUUGUCACAUCAUGUUUAAUUUAAGAGAUUCUAUGAAUAAAAAUAUAGAUGUGGAAUAUCUUUAUUUAACAAAA
Cyprinus carpio (common carp) is the source of this 3343-nucleotide messenger RNA. Its product is annotated as serine/threonine-protein kinase pim-2-like. Gene Ontology annotation, molecular function: protein serine/threonine kinase activity; ATP binding. Gene Ontology annotation, biological process: negative regulation of apoptotic process; regulation of mitotic cell cycle; protein autophosphorylation. NCBI's taxonomy places the organism in Eukaryota, Metazoa, Chordata, Actinopteri, Cypriniformes, Cyprinidae. Gene Ontology annotation, cellular component: cytoplasm. The record is from RefSeq and is a predicted model, not a curated record.